AAAGACAGACUGCGGGGCGCCUGGAAACCGGUCCGAGGGCGCGCGACGGAGAGGAGAGGGAGCGAGUUGAGGGAUUGACACAAAUGGUCAGGCGGCGGCGGCGGAGAAGGAGGCGGAGGCGCAGGGGGGAGCAGAGCCCGCUGGGCUGCGGAGAGUUGCGCGCUCUACGGGGCCGCGACCACUAGCGCGGCGCCGCCAGCCGGGAGCCACCGAGCCGAGGGCCAGGAAGGCGGGACACGACCCCGGCGCGCCCGAGCCACCCGGGUUCUCCCCGCCGCCCUCGCUUCAUGAAUCGCAAGUUUCCGCGCCGGCGGCGGCUGCGGUACGCAGAACAGGAGCCGGGGGAGCGGGCCGAACGAGGCUUGGGCUCGACGGAGGGCACCGGCUCAGUGGUUUCCCUGGCCGCAGGGGGAGCCGCCGCCGGCCGUGCCCCUGCCAGCCCCAGCGGAGCGGCACCAAGAGAGGAGCAGAGAAAGUAUGGCUGAGGAGGAGGCGCCUAAGUCCUGGGCCGCCGGCGGCGGCGCGAGCUGGGAACUUUGUGCCCGGGCGCUCUCCACCCGGCUGGCGGAGGAGGGGAGCGGGGACGCCGGUGGCCACCGCCGCCCCCCAGCUGACCCCCGGCGGUUGGCGCGCCAGCUGCUGCUGCUGCUUUGGCUGCUGGAGGCUCCGCUGCUGCUGGGGGUCCGGGCGCAGGCGGCGGGCCAGGGGCCAGGCCAGGGGCCCGGGCCGGGGCAGCAACCGCCGCCGCCGCCGCCUCAGCAGCAGCAGAGCGGGCAGCAGUACAACGGCGAGCGGGGCAUCUCCAUCCCGGACCACGGCUAUUGCCAGCCCAUCUCCAUCCCGCUGUGCACGGACAUCGCGUACAACCAGACCAUCAUGCCCAAUCUGCUGGGCCACACGAACCAGGAGGACGCGGGCCUCGAGGUGCACCAGUUCUACCCGCUGGUGAAAGUGCAGUGCUCCGCUGAGCUCAAGUUCUUCCUAUGUUCCAUGUACGCGCCCGUGUGCACUGUGCUGGAGCAGGCGCUGCCGCCCUGCCGCUCCCUGUGCGAGCGCGCGCGCCAGGGCUGCGAGGCGCUCAUGAACAAGUUCGGCUUCCAGUGGCCAGACACGCUCAAGUGCGAGAAGUUCCCGGUGCACGGCGCCGGCGAGCUGUGUGUGGGCCAGAACACGUCCGACAAGGGCACCCCGACGCCCUCGCUGCUUCCAGAAUUCUGGACCAGCAACCCCCAGCACGGCGGCGGAGGGCACCGUGGCGGCUUCCCGGGGGGCGCCGGCGCGUCGGAGCGAGGCAAGUUCUCCUGCCCGCGCGCCCUCAAGGUGCCCUCCUAUCUCAACUACCACUUCCUGGGGGAGAAGGACUGCGGCGCGCCCUGUGAACCGACCAAGGUGUACGGGCUCAUGUACUUUGGGCCCGAGGAGCUGCGCUUCUCGCGCACCUGGAUUGGCAUCUGGUCAGUGCUGUGCUGUGCCUCCACUCUCUUCACGGUGCUCACGUACCUGGUGGACAUGCGGCGCUUCAGCUACCCGGAGCGGCCCAUUAUCUUCCUGUCCGGCUGUUACACGGCCGUGGCCGUGGCCUACAUCGCCGGUUUCCUGCUGGAGGACCGGGUGGUGUGUAACGACAAAUUCGCCGAGGACGGGGCACGCACGGUGGCGCAGGGCACCAAGAAGGAGGGCUGCACCAUCCUCUUCAUGAUGCUCUACUUCUUCAGCAUGGCCAGCUCCAUCUGGUGGGUGAUCCUGUCGCUCACCUGGUUCCUGGCGGCUGGCAUGAAGUGGGGCCAUGAGGCCAUUGAGGCCAACUCACAGUAUUUUCACCUGGCCGCCUGGGCUGUGCCGGCCAUCAAGACCAUCACCAUCCUGGCGCUGGGCCAGGUGGACGGCGAUGUGCUGAGCGGAGUGUGCUUCGUGGGGCUCAACAACGUGGACGCGCUGCGUGGCUUCGUGCUGGCGCCCCUCUUCGUGUACCUGUUCAUCGGCACGUCCUUUCUGCUGGCCGGUUUUGUGUCGCUCUUCCGCAUCCGCACCAUCAUGAAGCACGAUGGCACCAAGACCGAGAAGCUGGAGAAGCUCAUGGUGCGCAUUGGCGUGUUCAGCGUGCUGUACACUGUGCCAGCCACCAUCGUCAUCGCCUGCUACUUCUACGAGCAGGCCUUCCGGGACCAGUGGGAACGCAGCUGGGUGGCCCAGAGCUGCAAAAGCUACGCUAUCCCCUGCCCUCACCUCCAGGCGGGCGGAGGCGCCCCACCGCACCCGCCCAUGAGCCCGGACUUCACGGUCUUCAUGAUCAAGUACCUUAUGACGCUGAUCGUGGGCAUCACGUCGGGUUUCUGGAUCUGGUCCGGCAAGACCCUUAACUCCUGGAGGAAGUUCUACACGAGGCUCACCAACAGCAAACAGGGGGAGACUACCGUCUGAGACUCGGAGCUCAGCCCAUGCCCAGGCCUCCGCCAGGGCGCAGCCACCCCUCAAAGCCAGCCCCGUGGAGUUCGUGCCAAGCCGGACAUCUCGAGGCUUCCUCACUAGACAGCUGUUUCGCAGGCUCCCUUGAAUAACUCAGCUCCUGCAAAAGCUUCCGUCCCUGAAGCAAAAGAACACAAGGGCCCGACUGCCAGAGGGAGGAUGGACAGAACUCUUGCCCUCACACUCUGGUACCAGGACUGUUCGCUUUUAUGAUUGUAAAUAGCCUGUGUAAGAUUUUUGUAAGUAUAUUUGUAUUUAAGUGACGACCGAUCACGCGUUUUUCUUUUUCAGAAGUUUUUAAUUAUUUAGGGUGGUUUAACCAUGUGAGGCUUUUCCUUCUUGCUCUUUUCGGAGUAUUGCAGAGGAGCUAAAACUGGAGUGCAACCGCCCAGCGCUCCCGGUCGUCCUCGCGUGCCCCUCCCGCCCUGCCGCGGGUGCUCGCCCGCUGGGCGCCAGCUCCAGGGCCAGUUCAGCACUGCGGGGUGGAACUAGGCUGCGCUGCCGGGGUCACUUCCCGCCUCCUCCUUCUGCCCCCUCCCUUCCUUUCCUGGCUCGGGGUAGGAUCUUACGGUACAGAACUCCACAAAGCUUCCAAAUCUGGAGGUGGGCCCGGGUACAUUCCAGUUCCUCCCUUGCUCAGCGGUGGAUUGCGAAGGCCCAGCCCUUUGACUUCCUGAAGCGGAUUUUUAACUGUCCAGAACUUUCCUCCAACUUCGUGGGGGCGCACGGGUGUGGGCGCUGACAGUCUCAGCCUCCCUCCACGGUCACCUCCAACGCCCAGACACUCCCUACUCCCACCUUAGUUGGUUACAGUGUGAGUGAGAUAACCAAUGCCAAACUUUUUGAAGUCUGAUUUUUGAGGGGUGAGCUCAUUUCAUUCUCUAGUGUCUAAAACCUAGUGCGGGUUUGGCCAGCGUCGCGGAAAGAUGUGGUUACUGAGAUUUGGGAAGAAGCAUGACGCUUAGUGAGGGUUGGAAGAAACUGAAGAUAGGGGUUAUAAAAUGUUAAUUCUAAUUGCAUACGGAUGCCUGGCAACCUGCCUUUAGGAAUGGGACAGCCUGCGCCUAGAUUUUACCGGUCGGUCCGUAAAGUGGAAAUGUUGAGGUCACCUGGAAAGCUUUGUUAAGGAGUUGACGAUCUUUGCUUUCCUUAACAAGACAGCAAAACGUAAACAGAAAUUGAAAACUUGAAGGAGAUUUCAGUGUCAUGGACUUCCUCAAAAUGAAGUGCUGUUUUAUUAUUUUUAAUCAAAUAACGAGGCAUAUAUCAGAAACUUUAAAAUGUAAAAGUUGUACACUUUCAACAUUUUAUUACGAUUAUUAUUCAGCAACACAUUCUGAGGGAGGAAUAAUCCAUAGCACCAGUAAUAACCUGGUAAGAUUUCAGGAGGUAAAGAAGGUGGAAUAAUUGAUGGGGAAGUAGCGCCUGAAAUAAAAUAUGGGCAUGCAUGCUAAAGGGAAAAUGUGUGCAGGUGUACUGCAUUAAAUCCUGUGUGCUCCUCUUUUGGAUUUACAGAAAUAUGUCAAAUGUAAAUCUUUCAAAGCCAUUUAAAAAUACUCACUUUAGUUCUCUGUGAAAAAGAGGAGAAAAGCAGUCCUCUGACUGUAUUGUUUAAAACUUUAAGAAUUUAUCAAAAUGCCGGUACUUAGGACCUAAAUUUAUCUAUGUCUGUCAUACCCUAAAAUGAUAUUGGUCUUUGAAUUUGGUAUACAUUUAUUCUGUUCACUAUCACAAAAUCAUCUAUAUUUAUAGAGGAAUAGAAGUUUAUAUAUAUAUAAUACCAUAUUUUUAAUUUCGCAAAUAAAAAAUUCAAAGUUUUGUACAAAAUUAUGGUUUUUGUGCCUGAAAAUAAUAGAGCUUGAACUGUCUGAACUAUUUUACAUUUUAUAGUGUCUCAUAGCCAAUCCCACAGUAUAAAAAUGCAGGAAUUCAAUGAAAAAAGUCUACCCUUAAACCCUCAGAUUAGUCUUUCCAAAGAAUUACUCUAUUUGCAUUGUUAUGAUUGACAUUUGUGAAGUCCCAAGAAAAGACCUGUUUUCAUGACAGUAGAAAAUAGAAGUUUGCAAAUUAUUUCUUUACUCAGAGAAUUAAAAGAGAAUUCUAAUUUUAA
Messenger RNA from Cebus imitator (Panamanian white-faced capuchin), 4576 nucleotides. RefSeq names its product frizzled class receptor 1 (gene FZD1). NCBI's taxonomy places the organism in Eukaryota, Metazoa, Chordata, Mammalia, Primates, Cebidae. Gene Ontology annotation, molecular function: Wnt-protein binding; Wnt receptor activity. The transcript has a single exon. The record is from RefSeq and is a predicted model, not a curated record. The coding region runs from base 478 to 2421 and encodes 647 amino acids. Gene Ontology annotation, biological process: non-canonical Wnt signaling pathway; canonical Wnt signaling pathway. Gene Ontology annotation, cellular component: plasma membrane.